This is a messenger RNA of Labeo rohita (rohu), 2554 nucleotides long. It is a transcript of the gene oma1, whose product is annotated as OMA1 zinc metallopeptidase. Gene Ontology annotation, cellular component: mitochondrial inner membrane. Bases 376 to 1893 code for a protein of 505 amino acids. Gene Ontology annotation, biological process: protein quality control for misfolded or incompletely synthesized proteins; mitochondrial protein processing. Gene Ontology annotation, molecular function: metalloendopeptidase activity. NCBI's taxonomy places the organism in Eukaryota, Metazoa, Chordata, Actinopteri, Cypriniformes, Cyprinidae. The record is from RefSeq and is a predicted model, not a curated record. The transcript has 8 exons.
GGCGGGGGAGUGUUUUCACGGUCGCAGUGAAGUACGUCGAGGAGAGUUUCGAGGGCAUUUUUACAAUGAAGAACUUCUCAAAACAGACGGAUAAACUUUUUAAAUUAUUAAUGCAUAUAAUUAAGGAGUUGUGGCAAUGAAAGUCUAGCAACGCUGAAAGUGUUAGCGAUUUUGGUGAACUGUAAUACCACUCGGUCAUUACACCUGCUGUAUGUGGACUUUUAUAGACUUACUGCUUUUCUCUAAGACAGUGACAUUAAUAUAUGAAUUUGAAAUGCAUAAUGCUGUGCCGAUAUAAACAAACUGACUUAGUUUAUCGUUUUAAUUAUUACGCAAACAAUUAAAGUUAAGUGUUCUUUUCUAUAUAUAAUAACAAUGGAGCAGAUUUGUAUUCGCCUGGUCAAACUUAACAUGUUGUCCACCGUAAGGUCAUUAAACCGGUUCCAUUCAGUGUUCAGAUGGUGUGGACAGAGACAGUUUCACUGCCGUCCAUCAGUCUUUGCCUCUGCUCGGACUGAGCUCAUGAGGACCUCUCUGAAACCAAGAGGAUCUGUCACUGUUUCUCCUCCAUCUCUCUGUCUGAGAUCAAGAUCAGGACUCAACAUCUGUAUAACUGCAUUCAGACCUCCAGUUCAUCGUGUGCCGUUGAUCAUUCAGCCCACACGUGAGUUUCACACCUCAGACAGACUCAGAGCUUUACCUGCACCCUUGAUAUGGAUGGUGCUGAAGCCUCUGCAGAAGCUUAUGGCCAUCAUAGUGGGCAGGAGCAUCAGAAAAUGGUGGUUGGCCCUGCCGCCCAAUAAAAAGCAGCUGUUUCGUGAAUGGACAUGGCGUCGCCGCUGGCACUUUGUGGGAGCUGGGGCAGGACUGCUGUUUUUCAUCUCCCUCUUUUUACUCACUCACCUGGAUGAAUCUCCUGUUACGGGCAGGACCCGACUGCUGGUGUUCAGCAAGGAGAACUUCAUGGAACUUGCUCAGGUCACUGCGGAAGCGUAUAUGGAGGAGUUUAAGGAUUCUCUGAUCGCUCCAUCGGAUCCCAGGCAUCAGGCAGUGGAGCAAGUGGUUCGGAUUCUGGCCGAGAGAAACCAGGACAUUGCUGAGAUUUCCUCUGUCCCCUGGACAGUCCAUGUGGUGGACGGCCCCACCAUCAAUGCGUUUGUUUUGCCUAAUGGAGAGGUCUUCAUCUUCACAGGAAUGCUGGACGCAGUAGCAGACAUUCAUCAGCUAGUCUUUAUACUGGGACAUGAGAUGGCUCACGCUCUGAUUGGUCAUGCAGCAGAGCAGGCCAGUCUGUCUCACGUGGUGGAGCUGUUGUCUCUUGUCCUGUUAACGGCGAUCUGGGCGAUCUGUCCUCGGGACAGUUUAGCUGUGCUGGGCCAGUGGAUUCAGGGCAAACUAGUGCAGCUCUUAUUUGAUCGGCCCUUCAGUCGUAAGCUGGAGGCAGAGGCGGACCAGGUUGGCCUGCAGCUGGCUGCCAAGGCGUGCGCUGACGUGAGGGCGGGCCCAGUCUUUUGGCAGCAGAUGGAGAUCUAUGAUCAGUUGAGAGGCGAACCCACCAUUCCCGAGUGGCUGUCCACACACCCUUCCCAUCAAAACCGUGUCAGACAGUUGGACCGCCUCGUUCCUGAGGCUUUGGAGCUCCGCGGACGCUGCGACUGUCCUGCCCUCCCCAAAGCUGACCCCCGUGUCAUUUUCAACCAGGCUGUUAAAUUGCUUCUGGACAAUGCCAAAAAGCAAGAAAUGAUUGCAGAAGAGGAAAAGAAUGAGAAACAGAGAGCUGGAGUCAUGUUGCCGCUACCUCAAUCCCCUCCUGUCCUGACUCCGGGGUCUCAGACUCAUCUGGGAGGAGUGCUGGCCACGUCCGCUCUGCCACAAACUCUGCUUAGUAAAUGAGACUUGAUGAAACAUGACUGACAGGGACAAAUUCAAGCUUUCCUUUUCACUUCUCUUUUUCCAGUCUAGUAGCUCUAAACAAGACAUGAGAGAAUUGUGGGAUAGAAGCAGACAGUUUUUUUUGAUCCAUUUGAUUAACUGUCACUUUGAUACCUACGUCAGUUAGUCUGUGAGAUGAUUUGAGUAGGAGUAUGUAGAUCAUUUGUGUGAGAUGCUUGAGUUUAUGCCCCUCCUUCAAGCAUCCGCAGCAGUGCGGUCAUGUUAAUAAUGGAGCAAUUGUAAAUGGGCUUUUGAUUGGUUUUAAUGAUGUUAUUAGCAUAACACCCCUGUGAAGCUGAAUGCAUUAUGAUGUACAGUACAUUAUUAAUCAAACAUCUGCCUCUGCUUUAAUGUCUCCUAUAGGUUCCAUGCUGUAAUGUACCUCUGCUGCAUAGCAGCUAAUGUCACUGUGUUUGAAGCUAUGCGGAGCUUUGGACACUACAUUAUUUAUCAGUGGGCAGCUGCCGCAAAAUGAGCCCAGCGCUUUCUUGGCAAGCGUUGAUUGUUUUUUUAAAUACACUCUGUAUGAAAACUAUAAAUCUAUGCACAAGAUAAAUUAAUUUACCAGUUUUAGGUCUCCAGCAUUUUUCUUUAAAGGUGUGGCCAUAUUAGACAAUUAUUU